This is a messenger RNA of Sus scrofa (pig), 3044 nucleotides long. It is a transcript of the gene PLEKHA4, whose product is annotated as pleckstrin homology domain containing A4. Gene Ontology annotation, biological process: positive regulation of canonical Wnt signaling pathway; positive regulation of Wnt signaling pathway, planar cell polarity pathway. The record is from RefSeq and is a predicted model, not a curated record. NCBI's taxonomy places the organism in Eukaryota, Metazoa, Chordata, Mammalia, Artiodactyla, Suidae. Gene Ontology annotation, molecular function: phosphatidylinositol-3,5-bisphosphate binding; phosphatidylinositol-3-phosphate binding; phosphatidylinositol-4,5-bisphosphate binding. Gene Ontology annotation, cellular component: extrinsic component of cytoplasmic side of plasma membrane.
AAGGAAAGACCAGCAGAGGGGAAAGAGAAACUGGGAGAGCAGAGGAAGAGAGACAGUGAGAAGGAGCGUCCGGGAGAGAAGGAAACAGCAGACGUGGAGGGCCAGAGAGAGAGAGGGCGAGAGGGAGGGAACAGAAGGGAGACUUAAAGAGAUUGUGAGCCCAGGAGAGGAUUUGGACAGAAACAGAAAGACUGGGACAGAAAGUGAUAUAGGGGGUGGGGGAGCUGCGGACGAGAGGGUGUGUAAGGGAGAGACGGAAAGAGACAGAGGUUAGAGACAGCGAGAGGGACGGGAGGGGAGAUUGCAGAGAGAGAGACGGGAUAGAAGGAAGGGAGAGGGUGAGGCAGAGACAAAGAGACGGACAGGGUGGGAAUGAGCAGGUGAGCAAGGAAGGCUGUGAGAGGCAGCCCCUAAGAGGCAGAGGAGGGGGACUGUGGCUGGGGGGGGGGUCCCUGCACCCACACUGCCCUCUUGUGCCCUCUGGCCUUGGGACCCCAGAGCUGCCCCUGAUGGAGGAGGGCAGACCUCGGAGCAGCCUCAGCCUGGCCAGCAGCGCCUCUACCAUCUCCUCGCUCGGCAGCCUGAGCACCAAGAAGCCUACUCGGGCUGUAAGCAAGGUGCACGCCUUCGGGAAGAGGGGCAAUGCGCUCAGAAGGGAUCCCAACCUCCCCGUGCACAUCCGAGGCUGGCUUCAUAAGCAGGACAGCUCCGGGCUCCGGCUCUGGAAACGCCGCUGGUUUGUCCUCUCUGGCCAUUGCCUCUUCUAUUACAAGGACAGCCGCGAGGAGAGCGUCCUGGGUAGCGUCCUGCUCCCCAGCUACAGUAUCAGGCCAGAUGGGCCAGGAGCCCCCCGAGGGCGGCGCUUCACCUUCACUGCGGAGCACCCGGGCAUGAGGACUUACGUUCUGGCAGCUGACACGCUAGAGGACCUGCGGGGCUGGCUACGGGCACUGGGUCGCGCCUCUCGUGCCGAGGGGGACGAGUGUGGGCAGCCCAGGUCACCUGCACGUUCCCAGGCUGAGGAGGGGCCUGGAGGCCCAGGUGGUCCCCCAGAGGUGAUCAGAGCGGAAGUGGGGCGCGGUUCGGAAUCCCCGGAGGUGGCUCGGCUCUCCAGAGGUCGAGGGCGAUCCGGCCUAGUCACUCCCAGCCCCACCAUCGAUCUCCAAUCUGGACACCGCAUUCGGAGGACAAGAAGCCCGGACCUCUUCACACCCCUCUCUCGCCCUCCCUCCCCUCUGAGCCUCCCCCGGCCCCGUUCUGCUCCUGCACGAAGACUCCCUCCCUCCUCUGGAGACACAGCACCUUCUGCCAGACCUCAUACCCCCCUGAGUCGCAUCGAUGUCCGGCCUCCCCUGGAUUGGGGCCCCCAGCGCCAAACCCUCUCCAGGCCCCCUACUCCCCGCCGAGGACCCUCCUCUGAGGCUGGGGGAGGAAGGCCCCCGAGGAGUCCCCAGCACUGGAGUCAGGAGGCCAGAACCACGGCCCCCUCUGGUUCCUCCACGUAUCUCCAGCUCCCUCCAAGACCUCCAGGGAACCGGGCUUCCAUGGUUUUAUUGCCGGGUCCCCCCAUGGACUCAACCUUCCAUCAAAGCUUGGAGACAGAUACUCUGUUGACCAAGUUGUGCGGGCAGGACAGGCUCCUAAGGAGGCUGCAGGAGGAGAUAGACCGGAGGCAGGAGGAGAAGGAGCAGCUAGAAGCAGCCCUGGAAUUGACCAGACAGCAGCUGGGCCAAACAACCAGGGAGGCUGCAGCUCCUGGGAGGGCUUGGGGGCGCCAGCGUCUCCUGCAGGACCGACUGGUCAGUGUGCGGGCCACUAUUUGUCAUCUGACCCAGGAGCGAGAGCGGGUUUGGGACACGUACAGCGGCCUGGAGCAGGAGCUGAGCACCCUGAGAGAGACCCUUGAGUACUUGCUGCACCUCGGGUCCCCCCAGGACAGAGCAUCUGCUCAGCAGCAACUGUGGAUGGUGGAAGACACGCUGGCUGGUCUGGGGGGUCCCCAGAAAUCACCCUCCCACACUGAGCCUGACUCCCCAUCCCCUGCACUCCAAGGCGAGGAGUCCUCAGAGAGGGAGAGCCUGCCCGAGUCCUUGGAACUGAGCGCGCCCCGGUCUCCGGAGGCUGACUGGGGGCGGCCCCCAGGGGGCGACAGAGAGCCCGCCAGCCCUCGCUCAGGUCUCGGAUCUCCAAGGGUCUCCCGGGCUUCCAGCCCUGAGGGUCGCCACCCCAUGUCCCCACAGGCAGGAGCCAAGCAGGUGCCCCCGGCCCGGCCCCGCAUGAGUGCCCAGGAGCAGCUGGAGAGGAUCCGCAGAAACCAGGAGUGUGGACGGCCUCUCCCUCGCCCAGCCUCCCCCGGGCUCCUCAGCCUGCAGAGGGCGCUGUCUCCAGCCAGACGCCAACCUGACACGGAACCAAAACCUGCCCUGGGACACUCAGGCCAGAAAUGGCUCAGAAGCUCUGGGUCCUGGAGCAGUCCGAGGAACACGACCCCUUAUUUACCAACAUCUGAGGGUCACCGGGAGCGAGUUCUCAGCCUCUCUCAAGCCUUGGCUGCUGAGGCGUCACAGUGGCACCGAAUGAUGACAGGUGGCAGUUUGGACUCUCGAGGAGACCCUCUUCCCCCUGCGUCGCCACCUCCGUCAGAUCCCACGCCCUGCGUGUCCUCGCCCCCAAGAUCUCCUCCAGUGGCCAGUUCCCACUCCACGGGGUUCUCCCACCGAGGGACUGGGCGCGACGCAGGCCCGGCCUCUUGGGAGCCGACCUGGGAUUCCGGGACCGCCCCUCCCGCGCUAACCCCAGACGAGGAGGCGUGGCCUCUGAGAGUCACGCUGCUACAGUCCAGCUUCUGACCCGCCCAAGCAGGGCAGCCAAUCAGAGCUGGAGGGCGUGUCCCGGAGGUACUUCCGGGACAGAUGGAGCCUCUUCCCUCACCUGAGGGCGUGAUCUGGUCCCCUCCCGGUGGCCGAGGAGUGGCUACUUUGGCCAAAGUUUGAUUUUCCCAAUACUUGUCCAAAUUUGGAUUAAAACAUUGAACUCUUAGUCGA